Anisakis simplex (herring worm) is the source of this 225-nucleotide messenger RNA. NCBI's taxonomy places the organism in Eukaryota, Metazoa, Nematoda, Chromadorea, Rhabditida, Anisakidae. The record is from the annotation of a GenBank genome assembly.
AUGCACGAACUUCUUGAUCUGUCGCUAAAAGGUGAUAAGUUGUCACAAGAGGGAGUGGAGGUGGAAUUGGGGCCACUUAAACUGUUGGAAGGAAGGGAAAUGAUGCUCUGCCAAGCGGCUAAGGGAGGGGAGAGCGCGGUGAAGAAAUGGUGUGAGAAUCAUCAUAUCAUGGGACAGUGGUCCUCACGUUCGGGUACUUCAUUACCCCUUUUGAUGACCCGAUAG